AUGGUGGUCUUGGGUGCAGGAGAAAGGGAGUUUAUGGUGGCAGGGGUUUGUGGGACAGAGUUAGCAGAGGGUUGGGAAGGGAUAAUAACUGAUUUAGUGGGGUUUUUUGUGGGGUUUUUUGUGAGAUUAGACUGUUUUGGGGGAGGAGUAUUUAAAGAGGGGGUUGGAUGGGAUAAUGGUGCAAAAAGGUUUGUGGAAGAUGAGGGGGGCUUUGAGGGGGUUUGGGAAGUAGAGGGUUUUGAAACAUUUGUGGCCUUGAUAUCAUUCUUUUUCCUUUUCACAGGAAUAAAAAUGGUAGAAGAGAGAGGCACAGAUUGCUCUCCCUUGUCUUUUGAGCUAUCAGCAGUAGAGGUAGCUUUGUCUGUCUUUGCAGGAACAUCAUCUUUAGGCGGAAGAUCAGAUGGGAGGCAACCAAGGAUAUUCCACUUCAACCUCAACAAUCUGACCAUUAUCUCUAAAACUUUCAAACUCACUAAAUUAAUAGUAAAAUCAUCAGUUUCUACAGGCUCUCCUACUAACCCUGAGAUGAGACUGAUUCCUUCAAUGGUUCUCAGGUCAAGAGGAAUGUUGAGCAUAUGUAUCCAUAUUGGGAUUGAGUCAAGUAAAGAAGAGGAUAGAGAUCCAGUUUUUGGGGAGGCUAGUUUUUGGGUUUGGGAGGGUUUAUUUGGAAGUGGGAAGGCUGUUUGUGGUGGGUUUGGGGGGAAUGAAGAGGUCGACGCUUUAUUGGUGAUGAUUGUAGAUCUAGGGUUUAACACACCAAGAUCUACUGGAGGAGUAGCGAUUUCGUCAACUGGAUGCAUCACAACAUCAGUAGUAGUAGAGUUUGAGGCAACAACCAAGUCUGAAGACUUCACACCAGGCCCUACAGGAGGAGCAGUUUGGAGAGAAGACACUUGCAGAGAUUGGGGCUUAGGAGACAGAGGGGGAAACGAGGAAAGGGAACAGUGGGGGAGAGAGGGAUCAGGAGGGUCUGGGGGAACUGGGGAGAAGGGCUGAGGUUACCACCAGCAGUGGGAACGCUUGGAUUCAAGGCGGAAGCACGGCCAUUGGAGAACCAGGGGUUCUGCAUUGGGAACCGGGACAGAGAGAAAG
This is a messenger RNA of Capsella rubella, 1092 nucleotides long. RefSeq lists its product as uncharacterized. The record is from RefSeq and is a predicted model, not a curated record. Lineage: Eukaryota; Viridiplantae; Streptophyta; Magnoliopsida; Brassicales; Brassicaceae.